Molecule: messenger RNA, 1054 nt
Organism: Thermothelomyces thermophilus ATCC 42464
Lineage: Eukaryota; Fungi; Ascomycota; Sordariomycetes; Sordariales; Chaetomiaceae
Exons: 3
Coding region: 107-1054 (315 amino acids)
Cellular component (GO): cytosol
Molecular function (GO): oxidoreductase activity, acting on NAD(P)H as acceptor; aldose reductase (NADPH) activity
Source: RefSeq, a predicted model, not a curated record
CUCCAAAAUUUGGCUUUAAUUUGGGCCCCAUUCUUAAACUUUAAGUUGCAAGACCCGUCCGUAAACUUUUUUAACACCUCUUUCCGCAAAGCAGCGACUUGUAAAGAUGAGUUCUGCGACUGCCGAAUUUCAGGUCCAUGCUUCGGGGACGGCCCCCAAGCAGGUCGAUUACAUCCCUCAUCUCAAACUGAAUGACGGGAACGAGAUCCCCAUGCUCGGCUAUGGCCUCGGAACAGCCAGAUUCAAGCGCGGCAACUCGGACAAGCUUGACGAGAACAUCAUCAAUGCCGCCUUGACCGCCAUCAAGAACGGCUACUACCACUUGGACGGUGCCGAGGGAUACGGCAAUGAGGCCGAGCUCGGCGAGGCAAUCGCCCGCUCGGGCGUCGACCGCUCCAAGCUCUUCGUGACCACCAAGUCCUCGUGCCGCCCCGGCGAGUCCAUCGAGACCGCCUUCUCCCGCUCGCUCGCCAAGCUCGGUCUCGACUACGUCGACCUGUACCUGAUCCACAGCCCCUUCUGGGCCAAGUCGCCCGCCGAGCUCCAGGAGAGGUGGGCAGAGAUGGAGGCCCUCAAGGACUCGGGCCGCGCCCGCUCCAUCGGCGUGUCCAACUACCUGCCCGAGCACCUCGAGGCCACCCUGCAGACCGCCCGCUACCCGCCCGCCGUCAACCAGAUCGAAUACCACCCGUACCUGCAGCACGAGGACGGCGACCUGCUCGGCUACCUGCGCGAUAAGGGUAUCGCCAUCGUCGCCUACUCGCCCCUGACCGCCAUCACAAGGGCCCCCGGCGGCCCCGUCGACGCCGUCUACGACCGGCUCGCCCGCAAGUACGGCGUCACCCCCGGCGAGAUCGGCCUGCGCUGGUGCCUCGACCAGGGCAUCGUCACCCUCACCACGAGCGCCAAGGAGGAGCGGCUCAAGGACUGGAAGCAGCGCUUGCCCCUCUUCAAGCUGACCCCCAAAGAGGUUGAGGAGAUCGCGGAUCGCGGCAAGGAAGGGCAUUACAGAGCGUUUUGGACCAAGCAUUUUAAGGAAGGCGAUAGACGGUGA